AUGUCGAAUAUGUCUGGUAGAGCUAAGAUCGAGGCGCUGUUGAAGCUCGCCAACGGGGCAGCGCAAGAGGCCAUGGCGCUGUACGAGCAGGACGGGAUGGAAGUGCCUUCCAUUGACUCGACAGGCCCGCACCCACUGGAUAACGCCAUGGAUACUGUGGCACUAAAGAUGGCCAUACGAACACUAGAAGGUGCAUGCGGACAGAUAUGCUCAACACUAGCGCCUCCAUCCCAUACGGCGAUUAAUCUUGUACAAGUAUAUGACUAUGCAUGCAUACGCGUCGUGCUCCGGGAGAAUAUCUCUGAUAUUCUCGUUGACUACCCGAAGGGUAUUCACGUCAAUGAUCUCUCGAAGAUCAUCGACGUCGACCCACUCAAGCUAUCGCGUAUGCUGCGUCUCCUUUCAACCAGGGGGUGCUUCACUGAGGUCGACACGGAUGUCUUCGCCAACAACCGAUUGUCCCUCAUCCUCAACAGCUCGAACCCGGUCAGACACAUGAUCAGUCUUCACGUAGAGGCGUGCGCUAAAGGCGCUGGUGUCUACUAUGAAACCUUGAAAGAGCCCGGAUAUGCAUACUCGUACGAACCUUCGGCAGCUCCUAUCAUGCAUGCGAUAAAACCUCUGGGUAUCGAAGGCACGUUCUUCGAUUGGAUGAGAAUGGAUGAUGACAGACGAGUGAGCUAUCACACGUCGAUGAGGGGCUUAAACGGCAUCAUGGGUUCUCUCGCUGUCCUUACGCAAUACCCAUUCGAGAAAUUUUCCACAGUCGUCGAUGUUGGUGGUGGUAUCGGUGCCUUCUCUUUACCCUUGGCAAAAACUCACAAGCAUGUCAAUAUCACUAUCCACGAUCUUCCAGAGGCACUUGUACAAUCACGAACUACCUGGGCUAGAGACUGUCCAGAAGCUGUAGCUGAAAAUAGAGUCGAUUUCUUGCCUCUUAACUUUUUCGAAGAAGCACCUGUAAAAGGAAAGGAGAUCUACUACCUAAGAAACAUCAUCCACGACUGGCCAGACAAUGAAGCUGCACUUAUUCUUCGUAACGUACGGCAAGCGAUGGGACCCCAUAGUAGACUGCUCGUCCAUGACUAUGUACUUCGUCAACUCAGUCGCAAACAAGCAGAAGUAGAGGCAGAAACACUUGGCGCAACAAUCGCACCAGAGCCGAUGCUACCUAACUUCGGUGUGGGUAACAUGCGGAUGUACCAACAAGACAUGACUAUGCUCUUGCUGCACAAUGCGAAGGAGCGUACGCUGAGAGAUUCACUGGAGCUUGCUGAUUCGGCAGGACUCAAACUCGAGAAGGUCUGGGAUUUGGCUGAGGCGUAUGUUUUGGAGUUUGUCGUAGCAGCAUAG
Molecule: messenger RNA, 1353 nt
Organism: Serpula lacrymans var. lacrymans S7.9
Lineage: Eukaryota; Fungi; Basidiomycota; Agaricomycetes; Boletales; Serpulaceae
Exons: 11
Coding region: 1-1353 (450 amino acids)
Molecular function (GO): O-methyltransferase activity
Source: RefSeq, a predicted model, not a curated record